ACAAAUAGAUCAAUAUUUAGAAUGAUAAGUAGAAUGAUGCACCUCAUUAAUUCCUAUAUUUGAUUCACUUUAAUAUAGCUAAACUCAUUUCGUAUGUGGUCCUUUCAAGCUUCGGUCAACUAGUUUGAUUCACUGGAUCCGUUUUAUCUAGCUUACCUAAUUAAUAUAAACUUAUAAUUAUCUUGUUUUAUCUACGUUCUAUUUCAGCUCCUGGCUAGCUCUCCAGAAAACAGAGGAAUUCUCAGAUAGAUCCCACGACGAGAGCAUAAGAAGUAGAAGAUAAUUAAAGGGAUGGAGAGGCUCAAAUCGACUUUCAAAUCUCUCCGGGGAGCCGUCACAGGAGUCAGACCCAUUGGCCCCGUCUGCGUCCAGGAAGCCAACACCGAAUCCUUCCUAGGAGACGUCGACCUCUGUUCCACCUCCGAAUCCUCCGGCUCCGCGCCCAUCUCCUUAAACCUCCGGCAUAGCUCGCCCCCGCCUCGUGAGGACGACUCCACAGCACCUUCAUCGUCCUCUUCGAGCAUCGGCCACGACCUGCCCAUAGGCCCCAUCAGUUCUGAAAGAUUCUUCUUCUCGCCCUGUACCAGCAAAUCCAUCGUGGAAGAUCGGUCCUGCAAGGCUGCCUUGUGCGAGACAGUGGACGUGUCGUCGGAGGACCCGUACCGCGACUUCCUAGCGUCCAUGGAGGAGGUGGUGGCGGCGCACGAGUUGAGGGAGUGGCGCUGCCUCCAGGAGCUUCUGCAUUGCUACUUGAGGCUCAACGAGAGGAAGAACCACAAGGUCAUCGUGCUAGCGUUUGUGGAUUUGUUGAUGCGUCUCAUGGAACAGGACGAGCUAAAGUCUCGCAUGGAAGACUACCUUCCUUCUCGUUCUCGAUCGUAAGUUUUGUAAUUGAAUCAAUUGUAAUUAUUUCUUGAUCUCAAUUCAUCCAAAAAUCAGUAGGAUGGAUCAUCCUUCUUCGAUCUUAAUGUACGUACAUC
Zingiber officinale is the source of this 980-nucleotide messenger RNA. RefSeq names its product transcription repressor OFP13-like. The coding region runs from base 292 to 882 and encodes 196 amino acids. Gene Ontology annotation, biological process: negative regulation of DNA-templated transcription. The record is from RefSeq and is a predicted model, not a curated record. The transcript has a single exon. NCBI's taxonomy places the organism in Eukaryota, Viridiplantae, Streptophyta, Magnoliopsida, Zingiberales, Zingiberaceae.